AUUUCAAGUUCAAUGGGCUUUUCUGUCAUGAAAAGCAUGAAUUUACAUUGCCAAAGCACGCAAAGUAAAGUAGUAUAUAAAAAAAGAAGACGUAUAUUAAAUUACAAAAUGUCUCUCUCUCUCUGUCUGUCCCGGUAUCUCCCUACCUCCUGUCUCAGAUGGACCCGGUGCAGAAGGCUGUGUUGCAUCAUACCCUGGGGGUGGUGCCCACGGUCAAGAGGAAGCAUGUGUCUUGCAGUGUGUGCCAGCUGAGGUUCAACUCCCAGAGCCAGGCCUUGGCCCAUUACAAGGGUACCAAACAUGCCAAGAAGCUAAAAGCCCACGGCACUCCAAAGACCAGGCUAAAAGGCUCAGCGGUCGCCAAGGAAACCGCAAAGCAAGAAAACGCCAAGGGCAUCAACACGUCGCAAAGCCCCAAUGACGCCGAACGGAAAGAGGGCGUCGCCCCCACAGCUCCUCUGCCGCUCUCGCCCGUCCUGAGACUGGCCCCGCCCCUCGCCAUGCUCACCGCCACGCCCACGCCGACCUUCACCCUGGCGAUGCACGCCCUCGACGCCCCUCCCCCCAUGGCGCCGGACCCCGAGAGCGACUCAGUGGAAGGAGAUGGAGGAGGAGAAGGAGGUGGUGAGGAGGAGGAAGGUGCGUCGAAGCCUGGCUCGCCGGCGACCACGGAGACGGACACUCCGGUCCUGCCCGAGGAUGGAGGCGGAGGAGGCGGCGGCGGCGGCGGCGGCGGAGAGGCUGAGGGGGAAGUGGGCGGGGAGACGGAGGAGGAGAAGGCCAAGCGUCUCCUCUACUGCUCCCUCUGCAAGGUCGCCGUCAACUCCUCGUCCCAGCUGGAUGCCCACAACAUGGGUACGAAACACAAGACCAUGGUGGAGGCGCGGACGGGGGGAGGGUCCAUUAAGUCCUACCCCCGGACCGGGGUCAAGGGCAAGCUGGCCGCCGCUGCCCCGCCCACCAAGUCGGCCACGGGCCUUCAGAACAAGACGUUUCACUGUGAAACAUGCGACGUGCACGUCAACUCGGAGACGCAACUCAAGCAGCACAUCAGCAGCCGCCGCCACAAAGACCGGGCCGCGGGGAAACCGGCCAAGCCCAAAUACAGCCCCUACAGCAAGCCCGCCAAGGGCCUCGCCAAGCCCCCAGUGAUGCUGUCGGUGGGGAAGGACCUCGGCCCGCCCCUUCCCGCCCAGAUCAUGCCCGCCCACCUGGCCGCCGUCGCCGCCGCUGCCGCCGCCGCCAUGGGCAACCCCUUCUCCCUGCGCCACGUCCACCCCACCAGCCACGUCCACCACCACCUCCCCACGGGCCACGCCCACACCCACCUCACCACAGGCCACGCCCACCACCUCCCCUCCAGACCCGCCCUCUUCCAGACCCAGAGUCUCCCAGCCGCUCUGCUACGCCCCGCCCCCGGCCCAGUCAGGACAUCCCACCCGCAGAUGCUGUUUGCCCCUUACUGACCCCCCACCCUCUGCCCCCCCCUACUGGGCCCAGACUUCUUCUUCUAUGCAUCGCCUCUGACCGCCAACCAACACAGAGGCUAGGCGAGUGGUGGGGCCGUAGUAGGAAACUGACAGUCCUCACUACAGUACCGCCCACAUAUGGAGUAUGGUCAUGCAUUUCAACUGAGGGGGGGGGGGGAGACCUGGAGACCCCUACCCAACUUCUUCAGGCCAUUGAUGUUGAACUUGAACCCCCCCCACCCCCACACCCAAGACAGGACCUCCGUUCUGCAAUAAUGUCAAAUACUAAACUAUGUGUGAACUAUGCAGUGUCGUCGAUUUGCACCGCAGAGGAGCAGUUUAAGCUAUAAUUGUAUGUGUGUGUGUGUGUGUGUGUGUGUGUGUGUGUGUGUGUGUGUGUGUGUGUGUGUGUGUGUGUGUGUGUGUGUGUGUGUGUGUGUGUGUGUGUGUGUGUGUGUGUGUGUGUGUGGGUGUGUGUGUGGGUGUGUGUGUGUGUGUGUGUGUGGGAGAUCGGCUACAGUAGGUUUAAUUUGUUAAUACAUGCAGGUGCAGCGCUAAGAUGAGUAACUUAGGGUUAUCAGAGGAAGCCGCCGCGCGUUUGUUCACGGUCACAACGCGUGAGCAAGGACCCUGCUUCUAGUGAUUUGCACUUUAAGCCCCGCCUCCAUGGUUUUCUAGAUGGCUAGCCUUUGUCUUGUGGUUAGAGUAGCUACUGUUAUCUCUCUUACAUAAUGUGCCAUUUGGUGUGUGUGUUUGUGUUCCCAUCACUGCUUAAAAGUGUGCGUUGAUGUGUGUGUGUGUGUGUGUAUGUAAAUGUGUGGCCGUGUGCAAGGUACUCUGUGUGUGUGUGUACACGCCAGUAUUUACUUGUUUUUGGGUCCAUGCGGUUGAGUGUAUAUGCACUUGCCUGAGUGCGAGUGUAAGUGUGUGUGUGUGUGUCUGUUAAUGUGUAUGUGUCGGUGUGUGUGAAUAAGAGUUAAAAUGUCUCUGUAUGUGUGUGUGUCUUUACGUGUGCACAUACCCAGUCCCUGUGCGCCUUAAGUGAACCUGCCGUUCAUCCCAGCUGACAGAGCGAGCGUUCGCUGAUGACUCCGGACCCCCGGGACCACAAGGUGUGUGUAUAUUCAUGUCGAUGUGUUAAAAAGGUGAACAAUUUCAAAUAAAAAUCCUACUUCA
This is a messenger RNA of Gadus macrocephalus (Pacific cod), 2645 nucleotides long. It is a transcript of the gene znf385d, whose product is annotated as zinc finger protein 385D. Gene Ontology annotation, molecular function: zinc ion binding; nucleic acid binding. The record is from RefSeq and is a predicted model, not a curated record. NCBI's taxonomy places the organism in Eukaryota, Metazoa, Chordata, Actinopteri, Gadiformes, Gadidae. The coding region runs from base 159 to 1466 and encodes 435 amino acids. Gene Ontology annotation, cellular component: nucleus. The transcript has 6 exons.